ACUCAUGCCCAGACUUUUCAAGCUGCUACGAUUAGCAAGUACUUAUGAAAAAUACAAAACUACAAAAGUAGAAAUGUCGCCUUCUCUUUCAUGCAGAACGAUGCAACUAGAUCCGCACUGAAUGCAUGGAAACCCUUGCAAACUGUCGCUCUAAAACUAUGCAGAUUUACAGAUGAAAGAUCAGCUCGCGAAUUCAAUCAUGUCAUGUGAGUAGGAAGUAAAAAUAUUGCAUCUUUCGAAUUUAGCAAUGCUUGCGCAGUUAGUUCCAAACCCAUAUAGUUCUGGCUCGCACAGGGCAUGAUGGCACUCACUGAUCAACUCCGAGGCAGACCAAGAUCGAAGCUAGCGGCUCUAGCCUGAGUUCAUUUGAUCACCUGCCUCACAGUGAAAUGAUCGGCGUGCUUCAAUUAUUUCAAGUUCAAUCUCAAGCAGGAGCACUUUGUUGAAGGAUAGGCAUCACCUCCACACGAGUCCCAAUCUAAUCAUGGAGACUACUGUAGUCGACAGUCGCGCUUCUAGUCAGCUUCUCAAGUAUGGCGCAUGAGUAGGCUUACUACAACAACUAUAAAAAAUCUAGCGGCGUUCUUACUUUUCAUUUUAGUUUUUGUACUGCUGAAAAGUGCAGCUUUCUGCACUAAGUUCAAGAAUAUCCAGAAAAAACGAAGUAUGACAUUUCUACCACAAGUUUGACACUGGUGAAAAGUUCUUGCUCCUGAUCUGUUUCCAUUUUUUAAUGAGGUAUGGCUUUUUCUGAAUCUAAGACAGACUCCAUGUAGACGCGAGAAACAUUUUUGGCGACCUUCUAUGAGCGAGUCUGUUUCUUAAGCGCGUCGCGCUGUCUGG
Molecule: messenger RNA, 843 nt
Organism: Amoebophrya sp. A25
Lineage: Eukaryota; Dinophyceae; Syndiniales; Amoebophryaceae
Source: the annotation of a GenBank genome assembly